CGCGGUGAGUUUGACCUCUGCGAGCAAUUCCGAUGUGAGCUUGACGAGCGCCGGUACGGGUGAUAUCCUGUUGACAUCGACGGACGACAUCACGCUCGACGCUGCCGAUGAUGUGACGAUCGAUGCCGCCGGUGUUUUGUCUUUGGCGCAGGGCGGGACGAGCAUUUUGAGCUGGACGGACGCUGGCGCUGUGACUUUGAGCGCGAAGAGCGGCCAGGAUCUGACGCUGAGCGGCGAUGACGUGGUGCUUAAAUCAGAGGCGUCGUCGACGCUCGCUCUGAAGCAGGACUCGACGAGCAUCCUGAGCUGGGACGCGAGCGGCGCUGUGACUUUGAACUCCGUGAGCGGGCAGGACCUGACGCUGAGCACGGGUGGUAGCGCGCGCGUGACCGUGGACUCGACGGGUCAGGUGGGCAUCGGGAAGACGAAUCCGAGCUACGAUCUGGACGUGACGGGAACAUCUCGUAUAACAAGUAAUUUGAACGUCGAAGGCACCUUGAAUUUUCCAAUUUCAGAAACGGUCGCCGUGGGCACAAAAAUAAACUUGAAUAGUGCUGGCACGCUCACCAUUGGAACUACGUCGCGGAACAAUUCACUUGGCACCCCACAAUACUACAAUCAGUAUACGGCGAUUUGGGGUCACUUGUUCAUGGCCGGUACCACGGAGCUCGUCAGAUUGACUGCCGACGGGCGUCUCGGCAUCGGCCUAGCGCCCGAAAAAAACCUUGACGUACAAGGCGAAGGCAGAGUAUCUGGCGCUUUCACCGUGGGAGGCGCGCUAUCCAAAUCGAGUGGCUCUUUCAAGAUCGAUCACCCGCUCCCCGAGAUGAGCCACACGCACGAUUUGUAUCACUCCUUCAUUGAGGGACCGAGAGCGGAUCUCAUCUACAGGGGCAAGGUUCGUUUACAGAACGGCAGAGCUACGAUUAACAUCGACGCUGCGUCGAAUAUGACGUUCGGCACGUUUGAAGCGCUCAAUCGCGACGUCCAAUCGUUCACGUCAAAUGAGAGCGACUGGGACCCCGUACGAGGCUCCGUCGUCGGCAACGUCCUCACCAUCGAGUGUCAGAACCCGAUGUCGACGGCGCUCAUCAGUUGGAUGGUCAUCGGCGAGCGUCAUGAUCAACACAUGUAUGAUACGGAGUGGACCGAUGAGAACGGUCGCGUCGUCCCGGAACAAUUAAAAAAGAGUGCGACGACGUGA
Molecule: messenger RNA, 1204 nt
Organism: Ostreococcus tauri
Lineage: Eukaryota; Viridiplantae; Chlorophyta; Mamiellophyceae; Mamiellales; Bathycoccaceae
Product: unnamed product
Exons: 1
Source: RefSeq, a predicted model, not a curated record